UGACAAUCGAACCAGGGGGUGGCAGAGAGAGUGCGUUCCUUUAUUUUCGAGACGCGUCUGUAAUGACGCGAUUCUCCGUCAAUCAUUCAUUUCGAAUAUAAAAGGCCUCGUGAAGGCCUCCCAGAAAACUUCUCAAGAAAGUAUUCAUAGUCACUCGUUCCUUAACUGACAUUCCCUAACAAUCUCUUAAAAAUGAAAUUUGCUGCCGCUUCCUUCGCUUUGGUCUCAUCGGCUCUCGCUGCUUCCAGUUCUGCAGUCUCAUACGAAUACGAAACCGUUACCAACUUUCACACAGAUGACAUUACCAUCACUUCUUGUGCCGAUAACAACUGCGUUACCACUGUGCAAUCUGUUACCAGCACUGUUGUCACAGCUACUGUCGACGGUGUCACCACAACUUACACUACUGUUUUGCCUGAGUCCACGACGUCAGCCUCAGUCACUCCCCUGAUUUCCUCAAAGCCAACUUCUGUUGCUGCCGAGUCUGAUGUUCCUUCUCUUUCCGAGGACAUUACCUACGUUGACAUCACCACCACCCCUGUCGUCACUGCUUCUACUGGAAUUGAAUCCACGGUGUACCAGCAGUCCACAUUCACUUCGGUGUACAAUUCUUCCGCAUCUGCGACUGCGUCUGCAUCAGUCAUCUGGGCCAACGAUGCUCCAAGAAACGUUCUUGCUGGUGUCGCUGGUGUCGCUGGCAUUGCUGCUUUGUUGUUGUAAAUUAUUGAUUAAUUGUAUAAAUAGGCUGGGAUAGAUAAUAAAAAAAUUAAGGUACUUCUAGAACUCUUGACAUUUACAUGGAAUAUGAAAUGACUACCGACACAAGAGAG
Metschnikowia bicuspidata var. bicuspidata NRRL YB-4993 is the source of this 830-nucleotide messenger RNA. It is a transcript of the gene PGA6, whose product is annotated as Pga6p. Bases 193 to 720 code for a protein of 175 amino acids. NCBI's taxonomy places the organism in Eukaryota, Fungi, Ascomycota, Pichiomycetes, Serinales, Metschnikowiaceae. The transcript has a single exon. The record is from RefSeq and is a predicted model, not a curated record.